CCGGCGGGCUCAACCGUCGCAACGGGAGCGGCGGCAGCUUUCGAGCCGUCGACGCCACCCAUUUCCAACGCCCACCAGCGGACCGGGGAGUAGUGGGACGACGUCAGUUGUGACGGCGACGGAGCUCCCCACCUUCAAUGCCAGGCAUUUCCUCCGGAUUGGUGGCCCGGCCUCGCUUUUCCCACCACUAUAAAAUUCUGGCCGCGACGGAGAAAGGAUCAAAGAAUUGGCAGCGAUUGGGAAACGAGGCGCAACCGGCAGAGAUCGGCCGUCGCAGGGCACGACUUGACCAAGGGGAAGCCAAGAACCGGCCUUGGCUGGGUUGGGAGGGGAUUGUGCACCGGCGGCGCGGCCAUGUCGUCGUCGUGGAACUCGGUGGGGCUGGAGGUGCUGUACCAGGUGCUGGGCUGGGUCGCCUUCUUCGCCUGGUCCUUCAGCUUCUACCCGCAGGUCCUCCUUAACUACAAGCGCAAGAGUGUUGUGGGUCUGAAUUUUGAUUUUCUGGUGUUGAACUUGACAAAGCACUCGUCUUACCUCAUAUACAAUGCGGCUAUGUUCUUCAGCCCGUUCAUCCAGAGACAGUACCAUGACAAAUAUAGUGAUAAAGAGAUGAUUCCUGUUGCUGCAAAUGAUGUUGCUUUUUCACUACAUGCGGUUGCAUUGACAUCCUUCACCGUUUUCCAAGUAUUUAUAUAUGAGCGAGGAAUCCAGAAAGUUUCCAAAGUUUGCAUAUCAAUUACUGCUGUUGUCUGGACUGCUGCUAUUGUUUGCCUCAUUAUUGCUUGGCCAAAAAGUGACUGGCUUUGGCUUAUUGACGUGUUCAAUUCUAUACAAGUUGGUAUGACAGCAAUCAAGUACAUUCCUCAGGCCAUCAUGAACUUCAGGCGGAAGAGCACAAUUGGUUGGAGCAUUGGCAACAUUUUACUUGACCUCACGGGAGGGGUGCUGAAUUUUGGUCAGAUGGGUGUGCAAUCUAUAGAUCAACAUACGCUGGUAAAUUUCUACGGAAAUAUUGGGAAAACCCUGCUUUCAUUGGAGACGGUUUUCUUCGAUGUUCUAUUCAUAAUUCAGCACUAUGUGCUGUACCCUGCCAAAAAGGAUGAGAAUGCAGACGAUUUCCCUGUGCUUCCUAUCGUUGUAAAACAUGCUGCGGCCCAAUAGAAGCGCCAAAUGGAGGAGAUGGACCUUUCUUGGGCCGAAAGGAGACUAUGGUGGCCAUGUAAUUUGCUAUUAAAUCAGUGGCGAUGAGAUGUGCAAAGUGUACGAAGGAUCCUCUCAUAGAAAGAAGACAUUUGUUUUCAAGAAGAAAAAUAAAAAGGAAGAAGAUGUCCCAAGAUAUGCCACUGAAAAUCAAGGGAUGUACAGUUAUGAAGCGGUAGAUCGUGGAUAUAUGCCACGGAAGAAAGAAUGACGAGAAAAAUUAAGUGCUGUAGAGUCUUUUCGACGUGUACUUAUAGUAGGCGUGUGUAUGUAAAGAAAACAUACUACUCCCUCCGUCCCAAACAUACUACUCCCUACUUAUUAGUGGGUAUUUGGUUUGAGAAAUGGAGUUAUGGCUCAUCUUCUCACUCCUCA
Messenger RNA from Setaria italica (foxtail millet), 1575 nucleotides. RefSeq names its product cystinosin homolog. Gene Ontology annotation, molecular function: L-cystine transmembrane transporter activity. Gene Ontology annotation, cellular component: vacuolar membrane. Bases 355 to 1161 code for a protein of 268 amino acids. Lineage: Eukaryota; Viridiplantae; Streptophyta; Magnoliopsida; Poales; Poaceae. The transcript has 9 exons. The record is from RefSeq and is a predicted model, not a curated record. Gene Ontology annotation, biological process: L-cystine transport.